UAGACAACAAAACAAGAAUGGACAGUUCAAGUUUCGAUUUCGAAUCACUUCCUGAAGAUCUACAAAUGCAGAUUCUUUCACGGUUGCCUCUGAAAUCAUUGGUGACAUGCAUCUGCGUCUCGAAGAAAUGGGCAUCUUUAAUCCGCACAAAAGCAUUCAGAGAUCCCUACUUGCACCAGUCAAUGACAAGGCCUCGAGUGUUGUUCGUCGCCCAUGAUGUAAGAACUCAUCAAAACAAAGACGAAGCCUUGUUUCACUCUGUUUACCAAGAGGAGGAACCAUUGUUGUCGUCUGGUCAACAACAGAUACGUGCCAACGAAGCAGAGGCACCACUUGAUGAAGUUUCUCAACCCAUCCGAGGUUUGAUCUGUCUUCGAGGUGGUACUAAUGUUGUGAUUUGCAACCCAGGUGCGAAAAAGUUUCGGCGUUUACCUCAGAUACCUCAGAUCCAAAGGCCUAACGGAGCAUCCAUAACCAUAAGAUGUUUUUUCGGAUACGAUGAAUCUACAGAUGUAUUCAAGGUGUUAUGUAUUACACAGCUCGGAGAUGGUAAGCGAACUAAGGAGUUUCAUGUAUACACGGUGACGGGGGGAUCGGUUGAAGAAGACUCUCCUUGGAGACGGAUCACAUGUAACCAUGAUCAUUCACCAGUUACUCAAGGACUAUUCAAAGGAGGUUUCUUGUACUAUGGAGCUCAGUCCAAUAUAAGUGACAAAUCUCUGGUCAUGAGCUUCAACGUGAGUUCUGAAGAUUUUACAGUCAUUGAAUUGCCUGAGGAUAUAGUCCAACUUGAUCAUCGUUGGAAACUGGUGAACUACUAUAAGGAUAUUGCGUUAGUGAACGACUCUGAUUUUAAAACUGGAAUUGUCGAUAUAUACGACGAUGGCAUUGGAUGUUUUGUAUUGUGGGUUAGGAAGGAGAUAUCAGGAGACUGGGGGAUAGAGAACAUUGAGAUUCCUCAAUGGCUAGAAACUGUUGAACAUCACAUGUUUGUUUUCAAUGGUACUAUUGGAAAAACCAAACUUGUUUUCGCACCAUACUGUUCGUUAGAGGGACAAAUCUUUGUGGUGUAUUGUCAUAAAGACACAAAAAACCUCAGAAGAUUUGAGAUUGAAGGAAUGGUUGAUGGAUACUAUAAUGUUCGAACCUUCUUGAAUCAUGUUGAUAGUACUUGGCUUAUAUGAUGAAUAAGAGUUGGUUGUUCACUCUCUCAAGUCUCAACUCUCAACUCUCAACUCUCAUUGGGAUUGUUGUUAGUCUUCAUUUCUAUAUUUCAUUCUAUUGUGGUUAAUCUUUAUUUUACGCUAAUUAAUAAUGAUGUCUCUCAUGUA
Camelina sativa (false flax) is the source of this 1331-nucleotide messenger RNA. Lineage: Eukaryota; Viridiplantae; Streptophyta; Magnoliopsida; Brassicales; Brassicaceae. The record is from RefSeq and is a predicted model, not a curated record.